This is a messenger RNA of Rhipicephalus sanguineus (brown dog tick), 1101 nucleotides long. RefSeq lists its product as uncharacterized. The record is from RefSeq and is a predicted model, not a curated record. NCBI's taxonomy places the organism in Eukaryota, Metazoa, Arthropoda, Arachnida, Ixodida, Ixodidae. Bases 415 to 1101 code for a protein of 228 amino acids. The transcript has 5 exons.
CAUUUUUGAGUUUUUGCGUUGCAAGGAUCACGUUUCUAAAGCAAUAUCAGGGAAACAGCACUCUUCCUUGCCUUUCGUCACCGCAAUAGCCGACAUUCCGUCACAAUAUAAUGUAGUGAACGUAUGGCGCGGAUGUUGUGGACAAGGAUGGGCGUUGACGGCGCGCUUGUCCCGGACUAACUAUACGAUAAACAAGUAAAAUGGCACCUACUCGUACAUUGGGCCACGAGCGCCAGUGCAUGCGUAUGACCGACACGAUAACACUGCAAUCGGUUGACUACUUUUGCAACCGUCCCUCGUAUUUUCACGGCGCACAUUUGCACCCAUAUCUCUGCAGAGUCUGCAAAGAGGCGGGAUAUACAGCUUCUCCCGCGGGUUACAAGACUGCUGCAAGUGACUACGCACCUGACGAGCAUGGAGUCAAGGUGCACGUUUGCUUUGAAAGAAACGGCGGUGAUCACCGUGGCGGGCAUUCUGAUCGUCUCCUUGUCGACGGCUACAGGGCAAUCUGUUGACAGAUGUGACCCGAACUCGGUAAAAGUGUGCUACGCAAUGUAUAUGACCGUGUUAUGGCGGGAGGAGUUUAAGCCUAGCCCAGAGGGCGAGUACGACGAAGAGGAGCUCAAGAGAGGUUGCAGCAUCAUCAAAGCAAAGUCGCCAUGUCACCAACGUCUGGCCAAUUGCUCUGAAGCGGUGACUGGGGACCUCAGGAUCCAGGAGAGAGGAUACGAGGCGAUGCGCAACAUUAUCUGCGAUGUCAACUCACUGAAAGCGUCACCUCCGGGGGCUGCACCAGCUAGUUUCCCGAGUGGCGGUCAAUCGAGACCGAGAAUGGCGAGGUUGGGGCGAGCGGGACUGACGGCGCUGGGGCGAUGCGAGCGGGACCUUAGUGAAAAUCCCGCGGAGAUUGCCUGCUUCGACAAGGCGUUCAACUCGUCCUGCCCCCUGUCUAUGGAGACGGCCAAGGCAGCGGUGACCAGAGUAGUGAAUGCCGCAGCCCUACUCAAAGGCUGCGAGUCAUCUUCAAACGCAGUCGUGGUUUCCGGAGGUUUUCUCGUUCUGCUGGUUGUUCCCGUUAUUCUGAGUUGGUUGAGAACGUGA